AGGAAUCUGAAAAACAGACAAAACCCAUUACGCCAAGCAACCUUAUCACCUCCUCUCCUUUGUUUUAGAGAGAGAGAGAGGGUGAGCUGUAGUGAGAUCACAUUAUUCAUUGCACAUUGAAAACAGCCGCAUGAUAUUAUAGUUUUGUGUCCCUUUUGUUUUUUUUGUUUGGAUAUAGAGAAAUAGAAUGAUCUAUUUUUGGGCAAAGAAAACCUGAGAUUUGAACACCCUUCUUGUUAAAGAAACAGUUGUGUUGUGUGGAUACAGAAUGGUGGGUAUUUUCUCAAGAUUUUCUGUUGGUAGAGGUGGCCAUAGAAGAACCCAAAGUGCCCUUGAUGAGAGAGAAGUAUUGCCCCCAAAUGCAGAUGUUACUGGGGCAGCUGCUGUCGCUGCUGCUGCUCCUCAUGGAAUUGAAGUAGCGGUAGAGUUUAAGCCAGUUGAGCAUCCGAUUGAGCCUCUCGACAAUGAUCAACCAAUUCAGUGUCCGCUACCUGAACCUUCAAUUCUUAAUGAUGGAAGAUUAUGGAAGGAACGAGUAUCCGCAACUGUGCAUAGACGAGGUGAUUUGCCAGUCAUGAAAGAAGGUGGGGCUCUUGAAUCUGAAAAUGUUGAGUCGAGGCCGCGCCCGCGGCCUAACCAGUCCAAUAGACUGAUACUGCCUUCUAUCAGUGCCCCCGAGCAUAAUUUACUAAAACUACUUGAAGAAUGUAAUGCAUCUGGGGUCUAAAACCUGGUACCGAUUUCUAAUUGGAAUGCAGCUUUGCAUAGUUCCAUACAAAAUUUGUUGCCAUCUUCUCCUUCUCCUUCUUCUUUUUUUUUUUUUUCCCUUUCUUUCCCUCUCCCCUGUUUUUUCGGCAUAAGUUUAUUGGAGUAUAUGUAAUUACCAAUGAACCAUAGCAAGGUUACACCUUUUCUAUGUAUAUGUAACAAAUAAAUGUUAAGCGCAAAAACAUUCUUGAAAUUUGAUAGAUGUAGUCAUUUAUCGCAGAUUAUGGAAA
Populus euphratica (Euphrates poplar) is the source of this 998-nucleotide messenger RNA. Its product is annotated as cystic fibrosis transmembrane conductance regulator. Bases 269 to 727 code for a protein of 152 amino acids. The transcript is spliced from 3 exons. NCBI's taxonomy places the organism in Eukaryota, Viridiplantae, Streptophyta, Magnoliopsida, Malpighiales, Salicaceae. The record is from RefSeq and is a predicted model, not a curated record.